Messenger RNA from Orbicella faveolata, 746 nucleotides. Its product is annotated as homeodomain-only protein-like. Gene Ontology annotation, cellular component: nucleus. Gene Ontology annotation, biological process: regulation of transcription by RNA polymerase II; cell differentiation. The record is from RefSeq and is a predicted model, not a curated record. Lineage: Eukaryota; Metazoa; Cnidaria; Anthozoa; Scleractinia; Merulinidae. Gene Ontology annotation, molecular function: DNA-binding transcription factor activity, RNA polymerase II-specific; DNA binding.
AAUUCCAAAGCUAUGUCGCUUGAGUCCAGCUGACCGCGAAAUCCAGAGGAGACAAGAAUCCAAGCUUUGGGUCACGAAUUUUGGAUUUCCAAGUAUUCGACGCUUUUCGCGACUACAGAAAACGCACGAUGGCCGAUAUUCUUAAGAAGCUUGGCGAAGAUAAAGAAAAAUCCAUGGCUCUUGAGGAUGCUUUCAAAUCUUGCAGACAUCCCGAUUCACUUAGUAUGUCUUUUCUGGCGGCAGACAUCGGAGUAACACAGGAAGAGAUAGAGAACUGGUUUGCGGCAAGGCUGACAAAAUGGAGGAAAGAAGAAGGAUUUGUACCGAUCGCAGAACGAGCGGCGAUUUUAGCUCAAAACAUCAAUAAAAAGGCGAAGUAAUGGAAACAUUGUCAACAGCCCGGAGGCGGCGAAGGCACUUUGUAAAUGAAGGAUUGUGUAACCCGAAUAUAUGUCUGUAGUAGAUUUGAGAAAAAAGAACAUGUAUGUAAUUUACCAAAGUCGCUGGAAACAUUAAAUUAAUGUAAGAUAAAAAGCCAUAUAUUGUCCCUUGAAAAGAGUUUGUUUCCAGAUGCCUUAAACUUCGACCACAUGCAAAUCAUUCAUGCAUUGUUAAGCGGAAAAAACAGGGAAUUAAACUCCUCAACUCCAAUUUGAAAUGUGAUUAACUCAAACAACCAAGGUCAGAUUUUUGUUUUCAUUUUACAAGAUGAGAGUGUGUUUUCUUUUUGUAAUUCCCUAAUAGGG